Messenger RNA from Pristis pectinata (smalltooth sawfish), 1458 nucleotides. RefSeq names its product UBA domain containing 1 (gene ubac1). The coding region runs from base 96 to 1304 and encodes 402 amino acids. Gene Ontology annotation, molecular function: protein binding. The record is from RefSeq and is a predicted model, not a curated record. Lineage: Eukaryota; Metazoa; Chordata; Chondrichthyes; Rhinopristiformes; Pristidae. The transcript is spliced from 11 exons.
CUGUGGGCGGAGGGACGGUGAGGGGGGUCGGGCGCGGCAGGACUUUGAACGGUCGUUUUUUGAAUAAAGUCGGCGGCGGUGGCGGCGGCCGGGCCAUGUUUGUGCAGGAGGAGAAGAUCUUUGCGGGGAAGGUGGUGCGGCUCCACAUUUGCACCAUGGAGGGGGCCGAGUGGGUGGAGGAGGUGACCGAGGACACCGGCAUCGAGAAACUCAAGGAGCGCUGCCUGAAGCACUGUGUACAGGGAGGAUUAGAAGAUCCAAAGACAGUUACACACCACAAACUCAUUCACGCUACUUCGGAGAGGGUCCUGUCGGACACAAAGACUGUGGCUGAAGAAAACCUCCAGGAUAAAGAUGUUUUAUUGUUAAUUAAAAAGCGGGCCCCUGCUGCUCCUCCCAAAAUGGCUGAUGUUUCUGCUGAAGAAAAGAAAAAACAAGAACAAAAGGCACCAGAUAAGGAGGCCAUCAUGAAGGUGACAGCUCAACUUGCUGCUCGGCAGGUUGAUCGGAUGGUCACCCAGCACAACCUGCGAGAUUUUCAGACAGAACUCAGGAAAAUCCUUGUUUCACUAAUAGAAGUGGCACAGAAGUUGCUAGCGCUAAAUCCAGAUGCUGUUGAACUAUUUAAGAAGGCUAAUGCUAUGCUGGAUGAGGAUGAGGAAGAACGAGUGGAUGAGGCAGCUCUACGUCAACUGACGGAAAUGGGCUUCCCUGAGAGUCGAGCAGUUAAAGCAUUACGGCUGAAUCAUAUGUCUGUAACACAGGCCAUGGAGUGGCUAAUCGAGCAUGCAGAAGACCCUGCAAUUGAUGCACCACUACCUGGUCCCGGAACAUCUGGAGGAAGGAGAGCAGCAGCAGAGGAGGCAAAGCCCGAAGCAGUUACUGAAAUUGCCAAACAAGAUGAGUUGACUGAUAUCUUCAAGAGAAUUAGGAGGAAACGGGAAUUUCGACCAGAACCCAGAGCAAUGAUUGCUCUAAUGGAAAUGGGAUUUGAUGAAAAAGAGGUAAUAGAUGCAUUGAGAGUCAACAACAACCAACAAGAUGCUGCUUGUGAGUGGCUGCUGGGUGAUCGAAAGCCUUCCCCUGAGGAAUUGGAUAAAGGCAUUGAUAUGGAAAGUCCAUUAUUCCAAGCCAUUUUGGACAACCCUGUAGUACAGCUGGGACUGAUUAAUCCUAAAACGCUGCUUGCAUUUGAAGAUAUGCUGGAAAAUCCAUUGAACAGCACUCAGUGGAUGAAUGAUCCUGAGACCGGCCCGGUGAUGCUGCAGAUUUCUAGAAUUUUCCAGACACUGAAUCGUACGUAGGGCAUCUGCCCCUCUUCCAUGACACAGGUGCUGUCUAACCUGAUGAAAGCUCCAUUAUUUCAUAUUUGCAGUAUUUUCUUUCUGGAUAUGACACUUCUGGAAUGGGAAACAUCUAUUUUAUGAACAUACCAAUAAACUCAUCCUUAAUUUUAAA